Drosophila innubila is the source of this 903-nucleotide messenger RNA. RefSeq names its product RWD domain-containing protein 4. The record is from RefSeq and is a predicted model, not a curated record. The transcript has 3 exons. Bases 127 to 759 code for a protein of 210 amino acids. Gene Ontology annotation, molecular function: protein binding. NCBI's taxonomy places the organism in Eukaryota, Metazoa, Arthropoda, Insecta, Diptera, Drosophilidae.
GCACUGCCUGCCGGCACUCAGCUGUUGCGUUGUUUUGUUGUGACAAAUAUACAAUUUAUUUUAACAUUUGUGUUAAUUUUCAAGAAAUGUGUGCUGAUUAAACAAAUUCAUUGUUACUGAAACAAAAUGUCGACGCCACUGGAACAGCAAACAGAUGAGCGCGAAGCUUUGCAGUCCAUUUACGAGGGGGAUGAUAAUUUCAAGGAAAUCGACUUGACAACAUAUCAAUAUAAAUAUGGCGAAGAGGACAACUACAAGUCGUUUCUCGUGGAGCUGAAAUGGGGCGAAAACUAUCCCGACGAGGCGCCCACGAUUAACAUGAACACCUUCUACAAUCGUAAUCUCUUGCCCGCCGUAAAGGAGGAAAUACAGACGGCACUCACAACGGAGGCUUCACAGUGGUUGGGCUGUGGCAUGACUUACACGCUCUUUGAAUGCUUAAAGGACAACCUUGAGCAGCUCACGGCCGGACAGCCAGAAACUGCUCCCACGAUGGCUGUAGUUGAUGAUGGGGUUGGAGCGCUUAAGAUCUCCGAUGUCGAUGCGGAUGCUAAGCGAAAGGAGCCGAAAAAAGAACAACUGACAAAAUCGCAAAAGCGUCGUCAAUGGGAACGAACUGAUCACAAGGGCGAGCGAGCACGUGGCUGGGAUUGGGUUGAUAUUGUUAAGCAUUUGUCGCAAACGGGCAGCAAGGAGGAUGCUGCAUCACUUAUGGACAGUGCAGCCGCUAGUCCAGUGUUGCACCCCUUGAAUACUUAAGAAGGCAACAGCUGCCAACCAACUAAGUAGUUAUUUUAUUUACGACAAUAGCAACAACAACAGCAAUCUUAUGAAUUCAAUCAAAAGUCAAAUAUAUCUGAUUUGUUCUCAAGUGUUCCAUUAAAGCCGAUCAAUUUACACACG